AUGAAACACGUAAACCCCGCCCCCUCCGCGACGUCACAUUCGGCAGAGUUCGGGAUUCUGGGAGAGCCGGAAGAGUGUGAGCGAGCGCGAGCCAGAGCAGAUCCCAGAGAGAGAGAGAGAGAGAGAGGGACCAUCAUCAUCAGGAGAGACCGGAGCAGGAUUUUAUCACCUGGAGAGAUUAAUCUGGACUUUACCUGUCGAAGGAGGUGAGUUCAGACACCUGAGAGGAGGACGUUAACGUGUCUACCUGUGCUCUUCUCUCACCGGGGCGCGCGCCGUGUCAGUGAAGGUGUGUGUUAGCAUUAGCAUGGAGCUAACUGGAAAACUGGAGCAGGAAAUACCAGAGGAAGAGUCAGCGCAGAUCUGAUUUUAGGGGCUAAAUUUAGAGUUUUUAACGGUUUUAUCACAGAAAAAAAGACUCUAGUGUGAAAAUAUUCUGAUAAAUGAGGAUUAAAUCCCGUUUUUACAGCCUGUCUGUCCGUCAUUAACACGGAGUUCAGUCUGUUUCUCUGAGGUCGUUAAUUAACUAAAGACUUAAUUACAAAAACACACAAACAGGAUCAGAUAAACAAACUAACACGACCUACUUUAUUUAAAACUAACUAACCCACAUUUACUGAAGCUAGCUUCACGGUUAACAGGCGAACUCUGACCGUUUGACGUUAAAUGACGUUUACACGUUAAAAUGACGUUUUUAUCCGGACAUUUUGACUCUUAAAUCUCCUUUUGAAUCAGAUUUUCUCCCCCGAUCACAAACAGAAACACUCAGAUGUGCUGAUGUGGAUGUUAGCAGCAGCUGAAGGGUGUGGUUAUGAUUCUGUUAGGGGAUAUUUUACUGACUUUAACAGACUCAGAGUUCAGACCUGACUUUAACUUCCUGGUCUGUGGAGGUCUUCUUCAGUCUCUGGAGGUCUUCCUCAGUCUCUGGAUGUCUUCUUCAGUUAGUGUGUCCCCCCGCCCCGGAGGUGGAGGAUCUGGGUCUCCUUCAGGCUCAGAUUGAACCCAGAUGCUGGUGCCCACAUAGUGCUGAGUCAGGGAUCAGGUUUAGUACAGAAAGUGUUUGUUCCUCCUGAAUGUUAAUGAAGACCACAAACACAAAGACUGACUUUUAACACAAAGACUGACUUUUAACACAUCAGUCUGGAUUUAGAUCUGAAGCCUCAGGAUUUUAAAGCUGGAUCUGAAAACAGGGAAUCAGUUUUAAAAUGGACACACACAUUUUUUAAAGUCUUUAUAGAGACAUCAUCUCUUACACACCUCUGUCUUCAGGUGCAUCUGACUACAUCAGUAUAUCAAAUCAAUCAAUCAAAUUUUAUUUAUAAAGCGCCAAAUCACAACAGUCAUCAUCCCAAGACGCUUUUCAAAGAACAAGAGCAGGUCUAGACCACGCUCAUCGUUUGAUGGGACAGAUUUAACCUCAUCUAACAUGAGUGACAGUGGCGAGGUAAGACUUCCUUUUAACAGCAAGUAUAUCACGGAGAAGGCAAAUUUCUCAAGGAUAUUAGUUUAAUUAUUUUUCCCAUUUCAGAAGCAACAAGUCGGUUUAAAGUGCAUCAAACAAGACAGUAAGAGAUUCAUUACAAAGUCAUGGAUAAACAUACUGGGUGAAAAUGUUUUGACUCAUGAAAAGGUGACAUUUUAAAAAUGAACUAAAAACAGAAAAAGGGUUGAAAUGUGUUGUAGAGUUUUAAAAUAAUAGUAUUUAGGUAACAGUACAGAAUUGUAUGAAAAUAAAGAUAAACUUUAAAGUAAUGUUAUGUAAUUCAAAGCAGCUUUUUAGCUUUAAUUUGGAUGAUUUUGGCUUUUAUCAGAAUCAGAAAUACUUUAAUAAUCCUCAGGGGGAAAGUGCUUUUUGUUUUCCAGUAACUCCAGUGCAAAUAAAGUCGAAAGAGGAGAUAAAUAAUAGAUAAAAUAAGUAAAAGAAAUACAUAAUAUACAAGUAUAUACACUAAAUACAACACAAAAUAGUAAAAUAUUUUAUAUAGUAGUAAAAGAUAGUAAAAUAUCUUAUGGAAAUAACAAAUCUAAUUUCUCAGAUUUCUCAAAUAUCCCCAAAGAUCGAUCAUAAAUAAGAUAAAAAAUAAAGAAGGUCCAACUUCUGAGAGACCGAUAAAUUAAUUUGAUAAUAAACAUUUUGAAGUGACCACAGUCAGCUGAUGAUGCCUUCAUGUGAAACUGAUUUUGAGCUGAUCCUUGAAUCAGAAUAUAGAUCCUGUAGUUUAUUUUUAUUUAUCUGAUUGAUUACAAACGUCUGAACUGAAACCAGGAAGUUGAUUUUGACAACAUUCUACUGAUCCGACACCAAAGGAGGCCGAUUAUGAUAAAUUAAUUAUUCAAGUUAAACAGAUUUUUGUAUUUUAUUAAGUGUUAGAGCCUUUAGUGACCUGAUAUCCUGGUAUUAUUGAUCAUCCCAGCCGACCUGCCCUGGAGUUAUCGACCUUUAGCAUCGGCUGUUUAAAAACAGAUAUCAGCCGACCGCUGAUCUAGGAGCUGUUUGACUGUCGAUUACCGCAUCAAUGUGGCGUGGCGUGGUGGCGACCGACCCGCCGCUCUGCUGAGGGUGCUCUGAUUGCGGUCCUGUACUUUUGGGUCGGCUGUUUCUCAUCUUCCUCGAGUUUUGGCGCCGUGGGCAGGUGUCAGGUCCUGCUGGAGAAGUAAAUCUGUAUUUUUUAGAUGCUCAUGGAUUUGUUGCAGAAAAAAAUGAGGAUAAUAAAUGCUCAGAGGAUAAAAGUAUCAGACUCCGACUGUGUGCUAUCGUACUUUUAUUUACUUCUGAAAUAGUCGGUAAAACACUCAGGGUCAGUAAAACCAGGUGAAGAUUUUCAGCUCCGUGUUUCCAAAGACUGCGCUCUCUUUCUUCAGAGGAACCGCCGUACCAUGAAAUGAGUUUUCUGAACACAGUGUUGUAAAAACUCCCUCUGUCAGCAUGUAUAAUGUGUAAGUUUCGGUUUGUCCGUUUCUUUCAGUGUGAGUGUCUCUAAAAAUGUGGAAGGCAGCAGCUGGACAGUCCGUCAACGUGGCUGUGAAUGACGAGGGGGACGACUGGGAGACCGACCCCGACUUUGAGGUACUGAUGCUGCUGCUUCCUCUUCGUCUUUUCUCUCUUUUCUCACAGACUCUGUACGUGUAACCUCUUUGUCUUGAUUUCCAGAAUGAUCUGUCAGAGAAGGAGCAGCGCUGGGGGGCCAAGACGGUGUCCGGCUCCGGACAUCAGGGCCACAUAGAGUGAGGAGGAUUAUUCUCUUUAACCAGGUGACAAAAAUUCUCUGUCUGAAUCUGAAUCCUCUAACUCUGUCUCUUCUCGGCGUAGUAUCCACCAUCUGCGUGAGACGGUGUCGACAGAGCACACCAGCCUGAAGCAGAAGGAGCUGGAGACCAUGCCCAAAGCUUCACACGGGUACGGGGGCAAGUUUGGAGUCCAGCAGGACCGCAUGGACAAGGUGAGAGACGGCGUUUGUGGGAACAGAGCGUCCAAACCGCUCUCUCCUUAGUUUCUGGGUCGAUAUUGUGUGCCGCCGUUUAUCAGCACAGAUCAGUGAAAGCCUCAAACACAAACCACAGAUCAAUCUCCACAAUAACACGCUUUCUGUCCGUUUUCACGCUCUGCAGCUGUUUAUUCACCCACUGAGAGUCUAACACCUUUUUUCUGUCAGGAAGUGUUGAUGUUUUUUUUCGUGCAGCUGAAGUUAAAUAUAACUCGGCUCCUUCAAUCCUGAUUUCUCUUGAAUUCAGAGUUUUUAGUUCUCUGGAGUCUCUCCUGUUCCCUGAAGUGUCAGCCUUAGUCUGAGUCAGUCUGGACCGUUUUCAUGCUCCGUAAUCUUUCCUGGCGAGCGCUUUUGUCCGUCCACACCUCUCUGUCUGCUGUGAGCGGUGCGGUCGCUGCAGCAUGAAUGUGAUGACCUGGCGCUGUUUACACCACAGAGUGUGUCUGUGAUGAUGAUGAGUCAGGUGAACGGGUCCCUCCAUCACCUCUUUCCCCCUCAGUGGGUCCUGUACUGCUGUUUUCAUGCCCUCAUUCGUGUGUGUGUGUGUGUGUGUGUGUUUCUUGAUAGUCUGCUGUGGGUCACGACUACCAGAGCAAGUUGUCCAAACACUGCUCCCAGACCGACACGUCAAAGGGGUUUGGAGGGAAGUACGGAGUCCAGGCCGACCGCGUGGACAAGGUACUGAUCCGGGUUCGACUGUCCGGCUGUAUUAAUGAUGAGUUUGCCAGGAUGUUGUUGUCGCACUGAUCCAAAUGACCAUGCACUGAAACAUAAGUGAAUGUAAUAAAGCUAAUCUACUGAGUUUAAUUAUGAUCAAGGCUGUGAGAUAAGUUUGAUCAGCAGCCUGUAAUAACAGGUCAGUGAUUGACGGGAUCAGAUCCUAAAGGUUUAGAGUGAAGUUGGUCUCAAAAGAAAAACUUGGGACCUGAUUUUAUAAUAUGAUUUUUAUUUAUUUUAUUAUCAAAUCAAGACAGAAAAAAAACGUCUGAAAACAUUCCUGGUUGCUGUCGUGGGAUUUCAGCAAACUCUCCUGAUUUUACUUUGACUUUUGAAAAGUAUCUGAUUUUAAAAUGACGUGAAAACUUGAAUCCAUGAGCAGCAUGAGUUUAAGAAGACGAGUGUCCUCUGUUUUUAGGCUGGAGUCAGUUCUUCCAGUCCUCUCUCAAACUGAAGUUCUCAAACCAAACCAUCCAAAAUAUAACCCCCUGAUUAAUGAAUUUCAAAGUAAAGUUAAUAGUUUUGUCAAUGAGGUUUGGUGCUGGUAAAAAAAAAAAAAGAAGACUCUUUAAUUUUGACAUAAAGGAGUCCUUCCUACAGUGUAGACAUGUGCAAAAUGAAUCUGUAGACAUGAGUGAAAAAGACAAGGAUGUUCCUAAAGGGGGUAGCAGGUCUCAGAGGAGUUUACUGCAGCCAUUAAAGUCCGUUUCUGCAAAAGCAGCUGACAGGAGCGGUUCAAAAUAAGUUUGUUUCAGCUUAAAAAAUGACCCGGUCCAAGAAAUGUCAGAAAUGCACAUGUCGGUGUAAAUGUCAGUGUAAGAAUCUCUGUUUCUUCUUCCUCUCUGAUUCCAGGCAGCUGUGGGGUUCGACUACGCGGGGAAGACGGAGAAACACGCUUCACAGAAAGGUGACGUCAUUAAACUUCCUGUCAGUUCAGAUUAUACCUGUAGUGUAGUUUUUAUAAAUCUGAAUAAAACACUCCAGCUCUCAGGAUUCAGAUGUAUAAUCCAGACUUUAUCUCACAGGCUUCUAUCAGCUGAUAAGUUUUAUUAUUGAGGCUGUAAACUCCUCAGAUUAUCUACAGGAGGGUUUGGCCGUCGGCCCGCUGCAGCAGCGCGCUCACUCCUGUCGUUCAGCUGAUCUCUGCUCCGUCAGGGUCACACAGAUACAGACACACACCAUGUUAACGUGUUUCUGCUGUUUGUGUUUGUGUCCCGGCACAUUGUGAGUCACAUUAAAACGGUACGUUUCCACUUAGAGGUCUGGUUUGGUUCUGCAGACUUUCUUCUAUCCUUGGUGGUUCACACAGGAAGCAUGUUGACAACUCCAUAUUUGGCGAACAUGGUAACAGGUUAGACUAGGGUGACCAUACGUCCUCUUUUACUCCGACAUGUCCUCUUUUUUGGGGCUGUCCGGCUGUUUUUUUACGGAAGUGUUGAUUUUGUGUCACUGAUACUUACAGAAGUGCGUAAAAGACACUAAAUCCGACCCGAAAAACUCAAAAUUAACUCUGUGCAAUUCCGUGAUUCCGCCCCCGCGUAGUCGUGUCCUCUUUUUGGGAAGUCAGAAUAUGGUCACCCAAGGUUAGACCCGUUUUUAGACGCACAUCUCACCUGAUUUUCUCGUGUAAAGCUGCACAAAAAUGUAAAUUGUGUGUUUCAUCGUGUGUUUCUGUAACAACAAAGUUCAUAAUAUCCAGAGUAUGAAAAACUGACUGAAAGCUUUUCAAAUUAAAAGCCUGUUUUCACUCAAUGCUUUUAUUCUGGAGGUGUGUUUAACACAGUUAUUCGCUGAACCGUCCCUAACCAGAACUCUUGGAGGAAAGGCGCCAUAUUUAACCCGGUUCUGUUGUUGUUGGUUUUAUUCUCCAGCACAUUAGACCUGUCUGUGGUCGCUGGUCUGACUCUGAAUCUGUUUGAGUUUAACUUUAAAGAAACACCAAACCUGAGAGCGUUAACUCCUUAAACUGACUCUGCAGACGUGACUCACAUGUGACCGCGGCGCUCUGGAGUCCAGUCCAGCUUCUUAGCUUUGAGCUUUGUUAGUCUGCUUACUCUCAUCUUCUUUAUUUUGCUUCCAUCCGUCUGAAGAAGAGACGAACAUUUUCGCCCAAUUCCACUCAGUGUUCAGAAAUAUUCAGACGUCUUUAAAACCCGGAGCUCUGACUCUGACGCAGAUUUUCAUUAAAGUUCAGGUUUUUGGAAGAUUUGGAAUUGGGCUUCUCCUUGACCACUGCUUACCAUGCUGCUUCACCCUGACCUUUGACCCUUACCACCCCCCCCCUGCUUUGCUGUGUAGACUAUGCCACUGGGUUUGGGGGUCGAUACGGCGUGCAGGCAGAUCGUGUCGACCAGAGCGCCGUGGGCUUCGAUUACCAGGGCAAAACUGAGAAACACGAUUCCCAGAAAGGUUUGUCCAGAAUCCCGGAGAGUGAAGGGAAACACACACUCUCACACACACACACACACACACACACACACACACACUCACACACACACACACACACACACACACACAGAGUAAAAAUCAUGUUGUUUUGCAUUUCUUCCUCUUCCUCCAUUCCUCAGUGUCUGCUGCUGCGAACAAAGCCUUUAUUUUCUCUCAGUUGCGUGCAUGACGGGACGAUUUCUCUCAGUUUUCUCUGGAGUGUGUUAAACUUCAGAUGACACAGUUCACAGACAGUCCACCUCAGAGGACUUAAAGAGCUUCAGAGACCCUCCCUCAGUAGGUAGACGCCCCCGUUCUGGGUUUCUGCUGCUCCCGUCUCGUCUCAGGUUACAGAUGUGCCAGCUGCUCUGUGGUUUCAGUCCGGCCCGGCUGGUUCUCUCAGGAGAGUGGGCUGGUUUAAACAUCCUCUGAAAAGCUCUUUGUUGUUGUGAUGAAGGUCUCAGUUUCCUCCAGUUUAGUGUAACUUCUAAUCUGCUCAGAAGAACGUCUCUGCUGACACGGUGAACUCUCAGUUUGUUUUAUAUUUACAGCGAUAAAAAGGAUGAUUUCCUCACCGUCUAAAGACACAAACAGGAAGACAGAUAAAGUUUAAAGUGUUUUGGUCAGACUCACUCGGCUCCUCCUCCUCUUCCUGUCCUAACCUCUGCUCCUCUCCUCUCCUCCUGUCCGCUCGGCUGCAGAUUAUGCCAAAGGUUUCGGAGGAAAGUUUGGUGUGGAGACCGACAAGGUGGACAAGAGCGCCGUGGGCUUUGAGUACCAGGGCAAGACUGAACGCCACGAGUCACAGAAAGGUUGGUAUGAGACGAGACUGAAACUGCUGCGAUGAAAUGAGAUUUUAAAGGAAGUUUUCUGCAGGUUUUCACUGAGAAUGAGAUCCUUAAACUUUCUCUCUGUUUCACCUCAAACAACAAUUUUCCUUUAAACACGUUGAAAAGGACGUCACUGAUGUUUAUCCUCAUCACAUCGAUGUCGAUCUGGAAAGUUUUCACACUUCACUGCAGAUUCAGAGGUUUUAUCUUGAUCAGCUGUUAGUCGAACAUGUUUGAAGAGGAAAACUCAGACAGGAAGUCAAACCUGAAAACUUCUAAAACAAAAGACUGAAAAUCAGACCUUCAGACGUGUUUCCUGAGAUCUUCCACAGCUGUUGUCACUCAUGGCAGAACUGCACAGUUUUGUUGAUAGUUAAUAAAACACAGAGUUGUUGGUGGAUGUUGUUGUUUAGGUUUAUGUCUAAAGCGUUUAAAUAUAGUGUCAGAUCCAACACUGCAAAAAAAGAACAAAAAAAUAUCCUGGGAGUCACAGGAGGCUCCACGAUUCGAUAUUAUUGAGAUUUUAAACAUUUUUCGAUACCAAAUAUGGAAAUUUAUACGAUUUUUUAAAAUGCUUAUCUGAUAAAGUAUUUAUCUUUCGGUUAUUUUUGUCCUUUUUAUGCAGUGUUUUAUCGUCAUGUUGCACUUGUUGCAAACCUCAGGUCCGUCUCAUUUGCUUGCGUUCCUAACGUCCCUCCCCAGGUAAUGCCGCCAUGUUCCUCUAUGACGUCACCUUUGCUGACCUCACUGGACAAACAAGCGAUUUUAUUUUUCCAUUUCCAUAGACCUGAGUUCUUAUUUGUUAUUGAUUUUCAAAAAUCGAUACUCUGUGUGUGAGACGAUACGAUAUAUCACCAGACAAAUAUCACGAUAAUUUACUGUAUUUAUUAGUUUCUCCCGCCCCUACCUGUGAGACGUAAAACGAGUCAAACAACAACCACCUUAAAAAUCAGAAAUGAAUCGACUUCUAAGAUGUUACAAGAAAUAAAUGACCUGAAUAUCUUUGAAUACCCCCCACCCCCUCCCAUGGACAGGUCUUUGGACUCUUUUUCUUGAAAUGAGACGUUAAUAUGGACGAGACAGAUGACUCUGGUUUAUAAUGAGUGUAAUUCAGUGUUUUUAUUUAAACUAAGACUGUGACUGUGAUUGGUCAGUAAAAGCCGACACUGAUCAGACUUAAUGUUUUAGUUUUGUUCUAUUUUUAAACAUUUUCUCUGAUCCUGCAGAAUCAAACAGCUCCUUAUUAAGACUGAACAGAUCCAGGUCGUGUCGUGUGUCGUUGUUUUCCUUCUCUCUUUUUCUCAUCAGCGAGUUUUCGUGUCUUCAGGAAGCCAGAAUAAGCCCCGCCCCUUCCCCCUCAUGUCUGAACUGUUCACCUGUUAGAUUCCUGACAUAGACUCUGACACACCUGUACAGACUUGAACUGCAGCUCAAAGAUACACACAUGGAGAUUAUUUCCCCACAAUGCACUGGGCUCAGUUUGCAUAUGUGUUCCAGACUGAUAAGUGGGUCACAUGAUCUGAUAACGAGGAUCGUCGUCAGGGCGUCAUGUCUCACACUCCUUGUCCUCGCCGUGUGUCUCUGUGUUUGCAGACUAUGUGAAGGGCUUUGGAGGGAAGUUUGGCGUGCAGACGGACCGACAGGAUAAAUCAGCGCUCGGGUGGGACCACCAGGAGAAACUGCAGCUCCAUGAAUCCCAGAAAGGUAAAGAUGGAGAUGAUCUUUGUCCUGAUUUACAGGUACAGAGGAGAUACUCACACCUGGACACGUCACAUCCUCCAUCUGCAGCCAAACCUGAACAAAAGUUCAACUCUGAACCAACAGAAGUCUUCGAUCAGACAGGAGAGGAAUCACGAUCCAGCAGCAGGUCCUGUUUUCUUAAAUCACAGCGCGUCUGAACUGUGAAACCUCACUUCCUGUUCAGCUCUGAAUGGCGGUUUCAUGGCGGCCUCAGAUGUGGUUAGUUUUACGGUUGAUGACUUCCUCAGUCUGUGGGUGAAAAACCCAGAAAGAGGAAGUGAAACCACAGCUGAGAGUCGAAGCUGCAUGUGGGUUUUCUGUUUAGAUCAGCUGAGAAUAAGAGUUUAAGAACAACUUUAAAUAAGCCGUUAUUGUGGGUGUUUACACAGAUAAACCUGUUGUCCACACUCACAGGUGUCUGUAGUUUCAUUGAGGGUCCAGGUGAGCUCAUGAGGAAGACCGGGACCUGGUCUUCAUCAUCAUCACAGGAUUAAAUAACCAGUGACAGAUUUCCCUCUUUAAUCCAACGACGUGUUUUUAAUCUGUCUGCUGUUUCAGCGAGUCGACAUGUCUGUCUUUAUGUUUAUACAUGUGUGUUUGUUUGUUGUCUGUCCAAACGUGUGUGUGUUUCUGUGUGUGUGUUUCUGUGUGUGUGUGUGUGUGUGUUGUGUUGCAGACUAUAAGCGUGGGUUUGGAGGGCAGUAUGGGGUAGAGGUGGAGAGGCAGGACCAGUGUGCCCUGGGCUAUGAGCACAAGGAGAGCCUGGCCAAGCACGAGUCCCAGAAAGGCACAGAAACCCCCCAGAUACACCCCCCACCCACCCACCCUCCACCUUCCUCCACCUCCAUCCCCACCCCACCCGGCUGCUCUCAGCUUGAACUCAUCUGUCCUUUACACCCUCCUCCUCCUGUUUCCUUUAGUUUUUCAUAAAUCACGUUCACAUGAGCAAAAUUUCUUGAUCCGAUUAAAAAUUCGAGGGAUCAGAAAAUCUGAAUCCACGGUUUAUACGGGCGCAAAGUCAAAUAAUCCGAUCAUGACAUGUGUUUACAUGCACCGAGUUUUAUUCAGAUUAGAAAUAUUUGGACAUGUUGGACAGAGUGUCUGAUUUCACUAAAAUAACCACAGAAGAAGAAGAAGAAGAAGAAAAGUUGUACUGACGCCUCUUCUGUCAACAAACCAACAAACACAAGGGUUGUUCACUUCAUCUGAUUCAGGAGUUUUCCUUCUGUUAAAUGUUGUCACUAGAUGGCGCCCUUGCGUUCUUUCGUUACUGUUCUGUCAAAGGUUGUACUGUGCGUGUAGAUGUGACAUCAUUACGCCGUCGAGCAGACAUGACACCUGCAGUCAGAGUGUUGAUAAUAAACCUCCUGAACUGACCUCGGUUAAUGAAGAGUGAAGAUGGAGUCAGGUUAGAGAGUCACGAUCGGAAUAAGUGUUUACAUGGACGAAGUUUCGGAAUGAAGAUCGGCAUAAACCGCCCUCUCGAUCGGAAUACAGUUUCUUUACCUGUCCUGAAUCGGAUCAGAAUCUUCCGAUCGACGUGUUUACAUGACGCUCUUUUAUUCCGAUUAUUUGUGCCCGUGUAAACGCAGCUACAGACUGAUGACCUCACUGAUCACAUGACCUCCACCUCUUCCUCCAUCACACCCGUCCUCCGACCUUAACAGGGGAAACUUCACCACCACCUCGUUUUGAUUUAAGGAUCAUAAAACCGUCAAACAUUCGAGUCUGAAUACAGAACUUUAUUUAAAAAAACAAACACAUGAACACCCACCUGCCCCGCCCCCCCAUUAGCCCCGCCCCCUGCUGUUUGCGGCACGGCCCUGCUGCUCUCGCUCAUUUUUUUGCAUGUUGUCGUUCAUGUUGGCGUCCUGCUGCUCCUCCUGCUGCUGCUGCUGCUGCGGUCACUCAGAGACACGGCUGAUCAGCUGAUCUUCGAUGCAAAGAUUGAUCCAAGAUGGCUGCCUGACCCCGAAUGUCCGGCUUUUAUCGUUUAUCAGAUCCUCCUCUCUCUCUCUCUCUCUCUCUCUCUCUCUCUCUCUCUCUCGCUCUCUCCUCUCUCUCUCUCUCUCGCUCUCUCUCUCCUCCCUCUCUCUCCUCUCUCUCUCUCUCUCUCUCUCUCUCUCUCUCUCUCUCUCUCUCUCUCUCUCUCUCUCUCUCUCUCUCUCUCUCUCUCUCUCUCUCUCUCUCUCUCUCUCUCUCUCUCUCUCUCUCUCUCUCUCUCUCUCUCUCUCUCUCUCUCUCUCUCUCUCUCUCUCUCUCUCUCUCUGGCUGCUUUAUUCUGUUUGUUUUCUCUUCUUCACAGGUUUGCAUGAACCCAUCAGCCCGCCCCCCUGCUGUCCUCUGAAACACCGACCCCAGUCCGCUUCAUCUGGACUCAGAACCCAGAGCAGGAUCAGGUUUUAGAGGAGGACCUGCUCUGGGUUCUGAGUCCUGAUGGUGCAGACUGUGGUUGUCUUCGAUCAAAAACAGAAACCUGAUUUGUCGUCUCUCUCUUUUGUCUUCAGAUUACUCUAAAGGGUUCGGAGGGAAGUUUGGGGUCCAGAACGACCGCAUGGAUAAGGUACUUAGAGUCUCUCUGGGUCUUAAAGUGGACUAAGUUGAGGUUUUGGAUCUUCAUCUUGGACUCGUUUGUCUCCACAGAGUGCAGGAACCUUUGAGGAGGUGGAGAAGCCGAGUCCAUCGUACCAGAAGACCAAACCUGUGGAGGCUGGUGAGCAUGACUCUGACCCUCGCCGUGUCCCCGUCCGAUCCUCAAACUGUGUUUAAACUCUGACCUCUGACCUCCUCAGCCGGCAGCAGCACAGGAAGCAUCAAAGCUCGCUUCGAGAACAUCGCCAAGCAGAAGGAGGAGGAGGACAGGAAGAGGGCGGAGGAGGAGCGAGCGCGUCGACAGGCCCGAGAGAGGCAGGAGCAGGAGGAGCAGAGCCGGAUCAUCGAAGCCACACCCAAGGCUCCCUCUCCUGCUGCUCCUGCUGCUGCUCCUGCUGCUGUCAGCCCCACACCCAGUCCCACCCCGAGCCCGACUCCACCCGUCCAACCAGCUGCUGAGACGUCCCAGGUGAGUGACCGCGGCUCAGAGACACAGAGUCCUCUUAAACUGGACCGUCUGUCUCAUAUCUACUGUCUCUUCAGAAAACAGAGGAGCCGUAUUACGACACCACGGUGGAGAACGGCGAGCAGCUGUACGAGGCGGAGCCUCAGACCCAGCAGGAGGAGCUCUACCAGAACCCGGAGGAGACCGUCGCAGCAGAAGGUGAGGACACUUCCUUUUUGUUUUCUCCUCCUUCCUGAGAGACAAGUAAGAGGAACCAGGACUGAAAGUGACGGGUUCACACUGGAGCCAGAAAACCAGCAGAUCCUGGUUCUGCUUUCAGAGAGACGAUCCGGAUCAGUGACCGUCCUCAGAGCUCUGCUUUAGACGCAGGUUUGAUCCACAGGUCGGACUCUUCUGCAGGUUUGUUGUUUCAGUGAAUCAGCCGACUGUCGUUGUUGGAAGAGGAAGAACGGAUCAGAACCUUCACAGCUGCCUGUAAUGAAGAGGAGACAAACCCACAUGUCCCCGUCCAGCACCGACUCACUGUUUUAACCUUCAUCCUUCUGUUACAGCGGAGCAGCAGUACAACUAUGGCGAGGACUUCGGGGUGACGGCGGUGGCGCUGUACGACUACCAAGCAGGUGAGACUCAGAAGAGAUUUAACGGUUCAUGAAUCUUGAAUUGAGCUGAUCUGGUCCUGAAGUUUCACAACAACAUCACAAAAAUUCAGUGAAAUUCUUUCAUGUAACAGAAACAUAACGACAAAAACAGAUUGAUGAGAUUCUUCAGUUUUAUAUUGAUCCUUUAGUCAUUGAUUAGAAUUGAAUUUAAAGUUUUAUUGGCGCAGAGUUGACAGAGUUUCCUCUUGUUGACGUCUUUAACCCUCUCCUCACACCAAGAAACAUUUUCUGAAUCUUUUCUCUAAAUAUUUUAAAGUUUUGCUUGAAAUGUUUGUGACCUUCUAAAAAACUCUUUUGCUCUCGCUCUCAAUCUGUCGUUUCCUGUUUCAGCCGGCGACGACGAGAUCUCCUUCGACCCCGAUGACAUCAUCACCAACAUCGAGAUGAUCGACGAAGGCUGGUGGCGAGGCGUCUGCAGAGGCGUCUACGGCCUGUUCCCCGCCAACUACGUGGAGGUCCGGCAAUGA
Molecule: messenger RNA, 13383 nt
Organism: Xyrichtys novacula (pearly razorfish)
Lineage: Eukaryota; Metazoa; Chordata; Actinopteri; Labriformes; Labridae
Source: the annotation of a GenBank genome assembly